AUGCUUUUUUUCUCCUUUUUCAAAACACUUGUGGAUCAAGAAAUAACUGUUGAUUUAAAGAGUGAUAUAAAGAUCACAGGCACUUUGAAGUCUGUUGAUCAAUAUCUCAAUUUGAAACUAGACAACAUACAGGUUGAUACUGAGAAAUACCCACAUUUCAUUGCAGUUAAGAACUUAUUCCUAAGGGGCACCAACAUUAGAUACAUCCAUAUCAACCCUGCAUGCGUUGACACGAAUCUCCUCCAAGAUGCAAGUAGAAGGGAAGCAAUGGCAAGUGCAGGUGAAAAAAUUGCAGGCAGAUAA
Molecule: messenger RNA, 303 nt
Organism: Pichia kudriavzevii
Lineage: Eukaryota; Fungi; Ascomycota; Pichiomycetes; Pichiales; Pichiaceae
Exons: 2
Coding region: 1-303 (100 amino acids)
Biological process (GO): mRNA splicing, via spliceosome
Cellular component (GO): precatalytic spliceosome; Lsm1-7-Pat1 complex; U4/U6 x U5 tri-snRNP complex
Molecular function (GO): RNA binding
Source: RefSeq, a predicted model, not a curated record